Molecule: messenger RNA, 1950 nt
Organism: Ornithorhynchus anatinus (platypus)
Lineage: Eukaryota; Metazoa; Chordata; Mammalia; Monotremata; Ornithorhynchidae
Gene: TUSC1
Product: tumor suppressor candidate 1
Exons: 1
Coding region: 432-1124 (230 amino acids)
Source: RefSeq, a predicted model, not a curated record
CGGCGGGUCCACACUACUCUUUGCUGGGGAUUCUCCGUUGAGAGGAAGUCCCCAGCAACAGGAAGAAGAAAGCGGAUUGCCGGGGUGAUUUCCUGCAGUGCCGUGACCCCAGUGCACCGCGCGUGGGUUGAGGCUGAAGAGGCAGAGGGGCAGCAACAUCCCCCGGCAGCCCCGGGGGAGAAAGUCCCGCAGGGAUGGUAGGGGGGCCAGUCCCAAGGGUCUAGGAGCCCAGGUUUUGCGUGCACCGCAUGAGGCGGGCGGGACACGCCUCAGAGCCAGCAACUUCCCGGCCUCCUCUGGACAAAAGCCAGAAAGUCCCGCCGCCGCCGCCUCCGCCCGCCCUCCCCCUCUCUCGUAUCUGCAACCGGUCUCCCCGGGGUCGGGGCCGGCCGGUGGCCGGGCUGGCGAGCCGGUAGCCGGGGACUGAACCGAUGUGGCGCAUGCGUGCUACCGCCGCAUGCUCCAGGGGCUGGAGCGGCCAGGACCGGGGCAGCGGUACCCGCGGCCGCGGGCCCGACCGUUGGGGUCGGGGCCGCGGCGGCGGCGGCUGGAGAGGCCGCGCGGGUGGGGCUCGGCAAAUGCUGGAGGAGCGAUUCGCGGAUCUGGCCGCGAGCCACCAGGAGGCGAUCCGCGCACGAGAUGAGCGAGACCGCCAGAACGCCCGGCUGCGGGAGGAGAACGGCAGGCUGCGGCUGGAGAACCGGCGGCUGAAGCGCGAGAACCGCAGCCUCUUCCGCCAGGAGCUGCAGCGAGAGAGCGAGGAGCCGGAGCCGGAACCGCCCUUAGGGGCCGCAGCCCCGGGGGGAGGGGAGCAGAAGCGGCCGCCCCUAGGCGGCGGGGAAGAGGGGGGCGGCCCGGACGGCCAGGGCGGCGGCGGCGCGGCCGAGCGGAAGAAGAGGAAAGAGAGCGAGCGGGGUGCGGACGAACCGGGGAGCCCCCGGGCCCUGAGAGCCAGGUUGGAGCGCUUAGAGGCCAUGUACCGCCGGGCCCUGCUGCAGCUGCAUCGCGAGCAGCGAGGCCUCUGCGGGCGGACCCUGGCCUCCGGCCUAAACAAAGAGGACCGGGAGGAGGACGAGGAGAAGGAGGAACGGCCACUGGAGACUUGGGGGGCGGGAGGGCCUUGAGCCCCUGCUCUAACGUGGAGGCGAGGCGGGGCCGCUUUUCGGAUUGGAGGGGAACGAGCCCCCCUCCCCCAGCCCCUAAACCUUCCGGGCCCCGCCUCGCUUCUUUUUGAGGCGACCGAGGCCAUGCGCUGCAACACAUUUCUACUUGAAUUUUGGGGGUGCCCCGCCAACCGCUCCCUUCCUCUCGUGUCGUGCCCCCCACCCCCCCCUUUAACACAUCAGGGAAAGGGGUAGAGCACAGCCCCCUCGGCCGUAGCCAGAUUGAGCAGGAUCUGGAGGCCCACUCCACAACUACAUAGUCAGGGAGAUGACAAGCCGAUUUGCUGUUGCCACGUGCGUGUGCUGGAGAGAGAGAGAGAGAGAAAUUGAACCGCUCAGCGAGGAGCUGGAAGGCUCCAGAUGGGACUUGAUAAAGUUCCCUUGUCACCCAGCAAAAGAGCGAAAACCAUGACAAGCCAAGUCUACUAAUGGCAGAGCCAUCCUUUCUAAUCACCUCUCCCAACUUUGCUCAGAACCUAGUCGUGUUUUGCACAUUUGGUCUUUCACUGGUGAACCUAAUGUUUCAAGUUAUUUUAGUCACGGAAAUAUCAUCUUCCUCCCGUUCUACUCCAAAAAGUACUCAGUCGUGUCUGACAUCCUUUUCCCCCCCUCCCAUAGCAUCUUUAAAACCAAAAGUCCAAACCUGAAGGCUUUUCAAGUCUUACCGACCCAUACAUAACUCUAGGUCUUGGUUUGUUCACCUCUGACCCUUCUAAAACAUCUGCCUACGUACGGCACGUUGGAUGGGUAAAACUGCAGAGCGCUAAAUAAAUCUUUGGCACACAGA